GGCUUGUGCUCGUCCAUACGACAUAAUCACUCACUCGCCCCGGCCAUUCAUGGCAGUGAGGGUAGGGCGCGAGAGGGGAGGCGCUGAGCGAGCGUGAGCGAAUACUAUUACGUGGCCUUCGUUUGUAUCUCCAUCCGUAUUGCGAACGGUAGUAUUGAAGUGGAUUACUCGUGCACAGAUUUGAUCUGAUACUUCUGAACGACAACGGCGAUCUAUUUUUAGAUCGACGUCCUGUUCAAAGCUGCGAAGCUCGGUGCGCUUGUCCUGAUCUCCGCUUCUCCAUCACAGUUGCCCGGCUCUUCGUGACCAGUGCGGGAUUGUGUGUCUCUUCACUUCAAUCAUCUCAAAAACAGACGCACAGAGAGAGAGAGAGAGAGAGAGAGAGAGAGAGAGAGAGAGAGAGAGAGAGAGAGAGAGAGAGAGAGAGGAUGGCGUGCAGCAAUGCAGUAGGCGGGGGCUCGGUGAGUGUCGGGUUGCGAUCGGUGUCCUUAGACAAUUGCCUGAAAGCAGGGAAGACGAUGGAGAUGGGAACGACGGCAGCGAUGGCGACUCCGUCCUGCGCGUUGUCCAUCCGUGCAUCUCCGAAUGCAGCGAUGACGUCAACAGCAACGUCUCCCUCCCGUGAGCGCGGGGGAUGCGAGCUCCUACUCCAGGGUAACUGGAGUGGGAAAGGAGAAGGAUCGUGGGGCUUGAUGCGGAGUAGUAGUAGUCGUCAGCAUCGCUUCCAUGACCGUAAACAGACCGAUCAGAAGAAAGGCUUGUGGAGAAUGGAGAUGGCGUCGGAUCCUCUUAACAACUGCAGAGAUUCGUUCGGCAACGAAUGCGCCGUUGAGAAAAGAGCGAGAAAGUUACGUGAUUACAUAAACACCAUGGAGCUCCGCAAGCGUGUGUUGGAGAUCUCGGCGAAGCCGCGCACGGCCUACAGAGUCGGAGACGUCAUCAUUCAUCGACGCUAUGGCUACCGCGGCGUUAUCUAUGGCCACGAUCCUGAAUGCUCUGCUCCCGAGGACUGGCAAGAGGCCAUGAGGAUUGACAUGCUCAAUGAAGGACGAAAUCAGUCGCUCAGGAGAACAUUGUGCUCCAACGGAAUGCAUCUCCCGUCCUUCAUCCUUGGAUUAAUAAGUUCUUCGUCGGCUUUCAAGACGGGCAGUAUAUGCCAGGGUCAAAGCUUCGCCAAGUCUAUCCUAACGACUGGUGAGCGAGAAGAGGAGGUGGAAGAGAGAACGAGGGAGAGAAAUCGGGUUAAGAAGAGAGUGCGAAUACACAAAACAGGAACCGAAGUGGUUGGUCAUCACCUUCAAGAGACAGAUCCGCCAUAGCCGCGAGCUUGCGAGCUAUGGGCGCAGCAGAUUCGCCGGAGAUGAGAACAAAGCGAUGGCGUCGUCGAAACAUGCAUGCAUGCAUGCAUGCAGGGGCUACCGGGACGGCGAGACAUGCGUACGUGUGCUGCAUGCAUGCAGAAGGGCCGCAGAUGGGUCGUCGAGACAUAUGCAUACGUGCAUGGAGAAAGAUUGAUGAUGGCAUCGUCGUCGAAAUAUUUGCGCGCGCAUGCAUGCAUGCGCGCGUACGUGCAUACGAGCAGAAUACUCGUGCAUGCGGUCAUGCGUGCGUGCGAGGAGAAAGAGAGGCAAUGACGUGGUUGGGUCGUGCAUUUAAUUUGAUGGUUUUAGCUCUAGCGUCGUUGUGGUAUGCGUGCAUGCAUGCAGAACGGAAGAAUUGAAGAAUUGCCGCUGGUGCGUCGUUGAGAUUUAGCUCUAGUGUCGUCGUGACAUGCAUGCAUGCAUGCAUGCAGGGGCUACCGGGACGGCGAGACAUGCGUACGUGUGCUGCAUGCAUGCAGAAGGGCCGCAGAUGGGUCGUCGAGACAUAUGCAUACGUGCAUGGAGAAAGAUUGAUGAUGGCAUCGUCGUCGAAAUAUUUGCGCGCGCAUGCAUGCAUGCGCGCGUACGUGCAUACGAGCAGAAUACUCGUGCAUGCGGUCAUGCGUGCGUGCGAGGAGAAAGAGAGGCAAUGACGUGGUUGGGUCGUGCAUUUAAUUUGAUGGUUUUAGCUCUAGCGUCGUUGUGGUAUGCGUGCAUGCAUGCAGAACGGAAGAAUUGAAGAAUUGCCGCUGGUGCGUCGUUGAGAUUUAGCUCUAGUGUCGUCGUGACAUGCAUGCAUGCAUGCAUCAUGCAGAAAGGAAGAAAGAAUUGCGGCCGGAGGGUGCGUCGUCGAAUCUGAGAGAAGAGGCAGCAGCGGCGGAAAGGUUAUAAUUCCUUAUCCAACGCAUCGGGUCGCAAAUUUCAUCGUAGCAUGCCAGGCGAUGAUGAGGACUGCACUCGCCUGGAAACGACAUUGGAGCACGCUAACAAACGAAUAAGUAAUUC
Molecule: messenger RNA, 2366 nt
Organism: Chara braunii
Lineage: Eukaryota; Viridiplantae; Streptophyta; Charophyceae; Charales; Characeae
Source: the annotation of a GenBank genome assembly